Messenger RNA from Solea senegalensis (Senegalese sole), 3839 nucleotides. It is a transcript of the gene ints3, whose product is annotated as integrator complex subunit 3. The record is from RefSeq and is a predicted model, not a curated record. Bases 350 to 3412 code for a protein of 1020 amino acids. Gene Ontology annotation, cellular component: cytoplasm. The transcript is spliced from 29 exons. NCBI's taxonomy places the organism in Eukaryota, Metazoa, Chordata, Actinopteri, Pleuronectiformes, Soleidae.
GAAGGGGUGUGGCUCCGGGUGUCCUCGGCUCUCAUUGGCCGACGCUCUCUUCACUCAGCAGCCUCAGUUACAUGAUUGGUCGGCGGGUCUGUGGCUCAGCCCCCGCUGCUCUGUCGGUACGGAUGUCCGAUAUGUUGCUGUGCUGCUCGGACAGAGCGGGACCGAGAGUCUCCGCCACCCCGAAACAAGUGUGAAAAAGCCGCUUCACGACUCCACUGUGUCCCGCGGAGGCUGCGUCACUGCCGGCGGCGCCUCACACUCCCGUUCACCGACACUAACACCCGGAAAAAAGCCCCUGAAUAUAGCCCUUCUUUGCACCGCGGGGCCCGGCGAGGCACGGCGGGAGCAGAUGGAGACUGCACCGGCGAAGGCGAAGCCGCAGGGCCGCCUGCUGGUGUCCACCCCGCUGGACGCCAAAGACGAGCUGGAGGAGAGGUUGGAGCGCUGUGCUGGGAUCGUCCAGUCUUUGACAAAUGGGAUGUCAGAGAGAGAGGCCAACGACGCACUCACUGCUAAUGUGUGUAAAGGUCCACAGCAGCAUGAAGAGGUUUGUCUGGGUCUGUUCACACUGGUCCUCACAGAAGCGACGCAGGCUCAGAGGUGUUACAGAGACCUGACUCUGCUCAACAGAGACGGCAUGAACGUGAUCCUCGUGAAGAUCAACCAGAUCUUGAUGGAGAAGUUCCUCAAGCUGCAGGACGUCCCGAGAACACAGCUGGUGUGGCUGGUCAGAGAGCUGGUGAAGAGCGGGGUGAUCGGAGCAGAUGGUGUCGUCAUGACACUGCUGAAACAGAUCGCAGGUGGAGACAUCUCCUCUAAGAACAUGUGGUUGGCUGAGAACGUCCUGGACAUCCUGCUGGACCAGAAGGAGUGGGUGCUGAAGAGCGGGAUGCUGAUCGCCAUGUCCGUCUACACCUACCUGCGCCUGAUUGUGGACCAUGGAACUCCAAACCUGCUGCCUCUGCGUCAGAAGGAGGUGGACUUCUGCAUCAGCAUGCUGAGAGAGAAGUUCAUAGAGUGUGUGAUCAUCGGUCGAGAUCUGGUUCGUCUGCUGCAGAACGUCGCUCGCAUCCCAGAGAUGGAGCUGCUGUGGAGAGACCUGCUGCACAACCCACAAGUCCUGAGUCCUCAGUUCACUGGAGUCCUUCAGCUGCUCACAGCUCGAACAUCCAGAAAGUUCCUGGCCUGUCGACUCACACCGGACAUGGAGACCAAGCUGUUGUUCAUGACCUCCAGGGUGCGUUUCGGGCAGCAGAAGCGGUACCAGGACUGGUUCCAGAAACAGUACCUGUCCACAGCGGAGAGCCAGUCUCUGCGCUGCGACCUCAUCCGUUACAUCUGCGGCGUCGUCCAUCCGUCCAACGAGGUGCUGAGCUCUGACAUCCUGCCUCGCUGGGCUAUCAUUGGCUGGCUGCUCACCACCUGCACGUCAAACGUGGCGGCCUCCAACGCCAAACUGGCACUCUUCUAUGAUUGGCUGUUCUUCAAUCCAGAGAAAGACAGCAUCAUGAAUAUAGAACCAGCCAUCCUGGUGAUGCAUCACUCCAUGAAGCCUCAUCCUGCCAUCACUGCCACACUGCUGGACUUCAUGUGCAGGAUCAUCCCUCACUUCUUUCCUCCUCUGGAGUCUCAGGUCCGUCAGGGCGUCUGUAACUCGCUCACCUUCAUCAUGGAGAAGAGAGUGCUGGCUCACCUCGCUCCACUCUUUGAUAAUCCCAAAUUGGACCGAGAACUUCGAUCGAUGCUCAGAGAGAGAUUCCCUGAGUUCUGCAGCGCCCCCUCACCACCAACUGAAGUGAAAAUGGAGGAGAACGUGUCUUUAGAGAUGGACAAGGACGAGGGUUGCUAUGACAACACUGAGGCUGCCUUCAGCGACGAUGAGGAGGAAAUCAACAACAAAGGAAAGAAACGUGAGUUCAGGUUUCAUCCGAUCAAAGAGGCUGUGAUGGAGGAACCAGCUGACAUGACGCCCUGGCUCGACCAGUUAGACGAGACCAUGAAGGAGAAGGUGCUGCAGCUGCAGAAGAGCAGCGACACAGAGGCUCAGUGUGAGGUGAUGCAGGAGAUCGUGGAGCUGAUUCUCGAGGAGGACUUUGACACAGAGCAGAUGUCGGCUCUGGCUUCUUGUCUUGCUGAACUGUUCAAAGAUCAUUUCAGAGGAGACGUCCUGCCAGAGGAGAUCACUGAGGAGUCCCUGGAGGAGUCCGUGUGUAAACCCGUGUGUCUGAUCUUCAGGAACCUGGUCACCAUGCAGGAGGACAACAGCGGCCUCUCUGUUCUUCUGGAGAUGUUGGCAGAACUUUACCAGAAGCAGCCAAAGAUCGGAUAUCACCUGCUGUACUACCUCAAAGCCAGCAAAGCGGCGAACGGGAAGAUGGUUCUGUACGAGAUGUUUGCUCAGGCGACGGCGCUCGGCGACCUGCACACGUGUCUGAUGAUGGACAUGAAGGCGUGUCAGGAAGAUGACAUCAGACUGUUGUGUUACCUCACACCGUCUAUAUACUCUGAGUUUCCAGAUCAAACAUUAAGAAGUGGUGAGCUGCUCAACAUGAUCGUCGCUGUCAUCGAUUCCACGCAGUUACAGGAGCUGAUGUGUCAUGUGAUGAUGGGAAACCUGGUGAUGUUCAGGAAAGACUCGGUUCUCAACAUCCUCAUUCAGUCUCUGGACUGGGAAACCUUUGAACAGUACAGUACGUGGCAGCUCUUCCUGGCUCACAGUAUUCCUCUGGAAACCAUCAUCCCCAUCCUGCAGCACCUUAAGUACAAAGAACAUCCUGAGGCCUUGUCAUGUUUGCUGCUGCAGCUUCGGAGAGAAAAGCCCUCUGAGGAGAUGGUGAAGAUGGUCCUGAGUCGUCCCUGUCACCCCGAGGACCAUUUCACCACUAGCAUUCUGAGACACUGGGCGUCCAAAUACGAUGACACGCUGGGAGAACACAUCAAAGCUCAGCUGAUCAAGAACAACAACCAGCCACGCAAGAGACAGAGUCUCCGCAGCUCCAGCAGUAAACUGGCUCAGCUGACUCUGGAGCAGAUCCUGGAACACAUGGACAAUCUGAGACUGAGUCUGAGCAACACCAAAAACAACUUCUUCAGUCAGACUCCGAUUCUUCAGGCUCUUCAGCACGUUCAGGCGAGUUGUGAUGAAGCUCACAAGAUGAGACGCAUCACUUCCUGCAGGUUCAGCGACUUGUUCGCGUUGGCCGAAGAAUACGAAGAAUCGCAGUCCAAGCCGCCCAAGUCUCGGCGUAAAGCUCCCGCCUCCUCGCCGCGCUCCAGGAAAGGACCGGCUCCGCCCACGAACAAUGAGGAGGAGAGCGCCUCCAGCAGUGCUUCAGAGGAAGAAGACUCGAAGCCCAAAGCUCCCAAGAGGAAGAGGAAAGGAUCGUCGGCCGUCGGCUCGGACAGUGACUGAUCAACCAAUCGCACGUCAGCACGGAGACCGCGCUCUGACCACUGGAAGAAGCCCCGCCCCGGGGGGGAGUGGGCGGGACUCUGAGACGUUAAAAACCCAUUUGGUGAAACUGAUUUUCAUUUGACAAGACUUGUUUCCAUGGAGACGGGGUCAAAGGUCACUGUGUGGCUGAGGAAACAGGAGAGCCAUGAACUCUGGGAACCAAGUGACAAGAUUUUAAUACAGACUCCGCCCCCUUCACUCUUUCACUUCCCGUUUGUCCCGCUGCAGUAAAAGCUCCACAAGCUCUUCAUGUUUCUUUCAGGUUAUCAUGUUCACUCCAGAGGGGGGGGCGGGGCCGGGGGGGCGGGGCCUGAUGCUGCUCACAGGUGUCAUUUCACCUGUUUUUUUGUUUUUGUUUUUUACCAGUGAGGUUAAAAACCUUUUU